This is a messenger RNA of Haemonchus placei, 1176 nucleotides long. The record is from the annotation of a GenBank genome assembly. Lineage: Eukaryota; Metazoa; Nematoda; Chromadorea; Rhabditida; Trichostrongylidae.
AUGCAACAAUCAAAAUUCGUGGUAGUCGAAGUGACUACCACGACCUCCACCAUGACCUUGAUACAGUAUCUGAUCACCAAUGGUUUUGAUAAAUUCGCAGUCUUAUCAGACCUAUCGGAUCAUCCCUCGCUCAAAUACAAAGUAACCUCACCAGCCAGUGCCAGUUCACAACAGAAUACCAAUGGCAAUGAACGACAUUCAAAUACCGUAUCCAGUGAACGUAAUGGCAAACCAAAGGUGUCCAUAAAUGAAAUCGCUUCAGCUCUUUCAAGAAAAUCAUCGCCAUCACAAUCGAAAAAUGGAUAUUGCGUGAGUUCUGUGUGUAUAUGUGCCUGUCUAUCUGUCUCAUUAUCACGAAUACUUGAAGAUCAAACUCGAAAGCGGGAGCACGAGCGACGGGAGCAAGAGCGACAACAACAGGAGAUCCAACGAAUUAUCCUUGCCCAGGCUGCUUGCCAACCGAUAUCACCCGAACUCGACGACGUUGGCAUACUUGAUUCCUCAACAGUGAACAUAUCCGGGAGCGAUGGGAACGGUGCUCAAGAUACCGAUCAUGGGGCCGAUUCUAGUGAUGGCGGACUUGGCCCAUCUGAUGAGCAAGUCCGUGCAUCUAUGAUUCAUCUGCUGAAUCCUGUGCUAGGAAGCGCUUUUGGGAGUUCACUCAUCGAAGAGGGAGGAAAUGCCAAACGCAAAGGCGAUGAGACUGCCAGUGGUGGAGCAUCAAAGAAGCAUCGUUGGAUGACUGUGGACGAAUUAGAAGAAAGCCGUUUUGGCAGAAGUAAAAGCUAUGGACGGGUGCACUGCAAAGCUACCUACAAAUGUGCUUUAUGUGGAAAGCCGACAACGCUCAAUUCAACCGGAUCUCGAUGGAAUCUCCUUCGACACGUCAUAAUGAUCCAUUCGGAUUCGAAGCCAUAUCAAUGUUGGGAUUGCGAUUUUAUUGGAAUCAAAAGCAACGUCAUUUCACAUGCCCGUCAAACAAAUCAUCGUAGUGAUGAUGCACAUGAUAUAACGACAGAUCUAAUGCGAAGUGAAUGGAACACAAUGCUUCAUCAAUGCUUUCCUGAUUACGUAAAAGCAAAAUCUCGUGGAUGGCAAGCCAGCCACGAUGACGCCGACGGUGACGCCGUUGUCGCGGCGGCUAUCGACUCGCCUGAGAUUAAAUCCGAACUAUAA